UUCAUUCAUUCAUUUGUGGUUUUAUUCAUCAUGAAGAGUGUAAGAAACGCGCUCUUGUGUUUGCUUAUUUUGCCGCGUGUCUUGAUCGCUGCGCUCGUGUUGUGGUGUCUGGAUUUUCUGUGCGUGAGGAAAAGAGUUUUACUUUAUCUCAGAGAUCGUGAGGAUGAUGAAGAUGCUGAAGAUCCGCCGCUGUGCAUCUCCGAUGAUAACCGCAUGUUCGGCUGGGAAUCUCUCAAAGCGGUUUACCACGGACACAAACUGGACUGGAUGAAAUCGGCGCGCGUUGGACGCGGCGCGCCGGACAGCGAAGUCGUGGAGCUCUCGGACCUGCAGCCCAGACGGAUCCUGGACUUUGUCCGGCAGAAUCGACCGCUGGUGCUGAAUUUCGGCAGCUGCAGUUGACCGCCGUUCAUGACGCGACUGACGGCGUUUCAGCGGCUCGUCCUUCGCUAUUCAGACAUCGUGGAUUCACUGCUGGUUUAUAUCGAGGAGGCUCAUCCGUCCGACGGCUGGAUCAGUUCCGACGCUCCCUAUCAAAUCCGCAAACAUCAGAGUCUGGAGGAGAGACGCGACGCGGCGCGUCUGAUGCAGCGCGAGGCGCCGGGCUGUACGAUAGUGGCCGACAGCAUGAAUAACUCGUCCAGCUGUGCGUACGGAGCGUUUUUUGACAGACUUUAUGUCGUGCAGGACGGCAAGGUGGUUUAUCAGGGCGGCCGCGGACCGGAGGGUUACCGGCUGUCGGAGCUCCGACUCUGGCUGGACCGGUACCGAAAGCGACUCGAUGCCUCCGACGCCGCGGCCGCUACGAUAAAAAUGUUGUAAACAGCAGCAGAGAUUUUGAUAAGACUAAACGUUACUGCCUGUCCAUAUACAAAAAGUGUUGAUUUGUUUGGCGAUUUCAUUCUCUUCUGUAUUUUUUGUGAACGUCGAUUUUUAAAAGGGUUAACACAGCCAGAAAAUCGACGUGAUGUCUGAAAUACAGCCGAUUUAAUCUCUUCACAUCGCUUCAUUUUUAUCAAACGUAUUUUUUAUUAAAACAUUUAUUUCAUAUCUUGUUUAUGUGUUUAUUUUAAACUCGAAACGAAGUUUAGCUAAUUUGACACAAAUGUCCCACAUUUUUGGUUUGAUUUUCUUUUAGUUCAUUGCGUCUUCGCGUUAUUUUUAUUUUUUGUUUACAAAUGAAACCAUUCAGAAACUUUGUUUUAUUUGACCAAAUGUGUCUUUCUGAUUUAAAUGAUCAAUCG
This is a messenger RNA of Misgurnus anguillicaudatus (oriental weatherfish), 1244 nucleotides long. The record is from RefSeq and is a predicted model, not a curated record. NCBI's taxonomy places the organism in Eukaryota, Metazoa, Chordata, Actinopteri, Cypriniformes, Cobitidae.